Messenger RNA from Exophiala aquamarina CBS 119918, 1221 nucleotides. Its product is annotated as N1-acetylpolyamine oxidase. Gene Ontology annotation, molecular function: oxidoreductase activity. The coding region runs from base 1 to 1221 and encodes 406 amino acids. The transcript is spliced from 3 exons. NCBI's taxonomy places the organism in Eukaryota, Fungi, Ascomycota, Eurotiomycetes, Chaetothyriales, Herpotrichiellaceae. The record is from RefSeq and is a predicted model, not a curated record.
AUGGAAACCUUCAAUGAAACCGGAGCAGUUGAUUAUCUCCCCCUGCUGGCCGACCUUGAUGACGCCUACGCGCAAUUAGAGCAGAAUACGGGAGUGAUCCUCAGUGAAGGUUUGUUGGAUUACACGGUGAGGGCCGGGCUUAGCUUGGCCGGUUGGAAGCCUAUGAAAGACCCCCAAAUGAGUGUGCUUGAAUGGUUUUACUUCGACUGGGAGUAUUCGUAUCCACCAGAAGUGUCCUCUGCCCUCUUCACAAUUACCAACUACAACACGACAUUCUAUCAGUACAGUGAGGAGAACAACUUCGUAAUGGACUCAAGAGGCUUCAAUGUCUUCAUCAGGGGUGAGGCGGCGGAAUUUCUGAACUGUACCGAGGAAUUUGACUGCUCCGAAGAUCCUCGAAUGCUCCUCAACACGAUUGUGACCAAUAUCUCGUAUUUUGACGAUGGUGUUACUAUCACGAACGAAGAUGGAUCUUGUAUCGAGGCUGAAUACGCCAUAUGUACAUUCAGUGUGGGUGUUCUACAACAUGAGGCUGUCACAUUUGACCCUCCGUUACCCGACUGGAAACAGAACUCGAUUGAAACUUUUCAAAUGGGUACGUAUACAAAAAUAUUUAUGCAAUUUCCAUCAGACCAGGUCUUCUGGAAUACAAGCAAUCAGUUCUUCCUCUACGCCGACCCGCUCACAAGAGGAUACUAUCCGGCAUUCCAGUCGAUCGAUUGUGAGGGCUUCCUGCCUGGCAGCGGCAUACUUUUUGUGACAGUGGUCGAAGAAGAGAGCUUUACCGUCGAAGCACAAGACGAGGAAGUCACCAAGCAACAGAUUCUGGAGGUCCUUCGAAACAUGUAUGGCACAGAGAACGUGCCCAUGCCGACGGCAUUUAUGUAUCCGAGAUGGAGCCUUGAACCAUGGACCUUUGGCUCUUAUUCAAACUGGCCGAUCGGUGUGACUCUUGAGCAACAUCAGAACCUCCGAGCCAAUCUUGGAAGACUUUACUUUGCGGGUGAGGCCACCAGCGCCGAGUACUUUGGCUUUCUGCAAGGAGCAUACUUCGAGGGCCAAUUUGUGGGGGAAGCUGUGGCGAGUUGCCUGAACCAGGAUGGGAAUUGCACGGAUUAUGCGCGGUAUGAAAGGCUUUACGGCAUAACACAGGCAACGGAAUAUAAUGCAACCAACGGGUGGCAUGUCACGAGCUUCCAGACGUACGGACUUGAAGACUAG